Molecule: messenger RNA, 1197 nt
Organism: Ogataea angusta
Lineage: Eukaryota; Fungi; Ascomycota; Pichiomycetes; Pichiales; Pichiaceae
Exons: 2
Coding region: 1-1197 (398 amino acids)
Source: RefSeq, a predicted model, not a curated record
AUGAGCACGUCGGCGCAGGAUAUGAACAAAUUGAAGGGGCUGGACAAAAUGGUGCAGGUUCUGAAUAUAUACGGGUCGGAGGACGAGGUGAUCCCGCCAAAGGACAAGCACAUGUACCACGAGGUGCUGGGACAGCGCAGCGAUCUGAGCGUCAUUGAGCAGGCGGGCCACAACUUCUAUGGUCUGACGGUGUACGACGACCCGGAAAGCACCGAGUACACGCUUGGCGACGGCACGGUGACGAUCCACGGGACAACUUAUCCGCUGCACCGGCGCAGAAAGGUGAUCGACUACACCGGCGAGUUCAGACAGCGCGUUCUGCAGUGGCUUUCGCCGCAGCAGAGCUGCGAGCGGUUCUACCGCAACACGCUGUACAUCGACGCACACACGCCACGCUGGGUCGACGUCGAGGGCAUUGCGAAUUUCCGCGACCUGGUACGGCCACCUGGAACUGGCACAUGCCACCAACUUCCACAUCCCGGCGUUCGACUCGAACCUGUCGCCGUCGCAGGCCACCAGCCACUACCUGUACCUGCUCACGUGCUGGUCGACGUAUCUGCAGGUGUACAAGGACGUUCUGGCGACGGGCACGGGCGCAUUUCGGACGAUUUUCGAGUAUCUGAGAGACAACCCGGGCUGCCCGAUCCUGUUCCAUUGCACGGCGGGCAAGGACCGCACCGGGGUGGUGGGGAUGCUGCUGCUGCUGCUGGCGGGCGUGGACCCGUGGAUCAUUGCGCGCGAGUACGAGCUGACGACGAUCGGGCUGCGGCCGGACCACGAGCACAUCCGGGCGAAGUUCUACACGGCACUGGAGAAAAUGUCCGAUACGCGGGUGAAACAGCAGCUGUUCGAGACGGUUGCGCGGGGGAGAACGAAUUUCAGCGUGCACGAGGACGGGUUCAGGAACCUGAUCAGCAGCCGGUACGAGGCGCUGCGCGCGACGAUCGAGUGGGUGGACGAGAAGUACGGCGGGGUGGAGCGGUAUCUGCGGGAGCAGGUGGGGGUGGAGGAUCCGGAGCAGGUGCGGGCGCAGAUCGUAGUGAACAUGGCCUAACCCGGGCUGUGCAAAGGUGGCACCGGGGUUGCCUAUACCGGCGAAAAUUCUAUUGUUUGGGCGUAUUAAAAAAUUUUCACCUCGAAGCUGGGUUAGUCACCAGGCAAUAUAAAUGGUGGGGCAGUCCUGCAGGUGGUAAUUAA